CCUGCGACUGGAACCCGCGGGCCCAACCUGAGCUCAGCACCCGGGGCCGCGCCGCGGCCCGACGCCCGGCGGGAGGUCCUCGCCCCGCCCCGGCCCUUGGGGAGGAGGGGGCGGGCGGGGAGGAGCCGCGCGCAUGUGCACAGCUGGCGCCCCCCGCCCCCCGCGCGCAGCUGGGACGUGGGCCGCAGCCGGCGGCGGUGGACACGCCGGGCCCUCGCGGUCGGUCGCAGAGUCCGAGCGUCCCGCGCGCCGUGGGCCAUGGCCGUGCGCGCCGCGCACCCCGCGCGCCCCUGCUUGCUGGCGCUCGUGCUGUGCUCGUGCUGGGGGGCAGUGGCCGCGGUCGCCCCCAAGCCGGGCAGCGGGUGUCCGAGCCGCUGCCUGUGCUUCCGCACCACGGUGCGCUGCAUGCAUCUGCUGCUGGAGGCCGUGCCCGCCGUGGCGCCGCAGACCUCCAUCCUGGAUCUUCGCUUUAACAGAAUCAGAGAGAUCCAGCCGGGGGCCUUCAGGGGGCUGAGAAACUUGAACACAUUGCUUCUCAACAAUAAUCAGAUCAAGAGUAUACCUGGUGGGUCAUUUGAAGACUUGGAGAAUCUAAAAUACCUCUAUCUGUACAAGAAUGAGAUCCAGUCAAUUGACAGGCAAGCGUUUAAGGGACUUGCCUCUCUAGAGCAACUAUACCUGCACUUUAAUCAGAUAGAAACUUUGGACCCAGAGUCAUUUCAACAUUUGCCGAAGCUGGAGAGGCUGUUUUUACAUAACAACCGAAUUACACAUUUGGUUCCGGGAACAUUUAAUCACUUGGAAUCUAUGAAAAGAUUGCGUCUGGACUCCAACGCGCUUCACUGCGACUGUGAGAUCCUGUGGCUGGCAGACUUGCUGAAGAGCUACGCCCGGUCGGGGAAUGCGCAGGCAGCGGCCACCUGUGAAUACCCCAGGCGCAUCCAGGGGCGGUCGGUGGCCGCCAUCACCCCGGAAGAGCUGGACUGUGAAAGGCCGCGGAUCACGUCGGAGCCUCAGGAUGCAGACGUCACCCUGGGCAACACCGUCUUCUUCACCUGCAGGGCUGAGGGCAACCCCAAGCCUGAGAUCAUCUGGCUCCGGAACAAUAACGAGCUGAGCAUGAAGACAGAUUCCCGCUUGAACUUGUUGGACGAUGGGACCCUGAUUAUCCAGAACACGCGGGAGACAGACCAGGGCAUCUACCAGUGCAUGGCGAAAAACGUGGCUGGAGAGGUAAAGACGCAGGAGGUGACCCUCAGGUACUUCGGGUCUCCAGCUCGCCCCGCUUUUGUAAUCCAACCCCAGAACACGGAGGUGCUAGUGGGGGAAAGUGUGACCCUGGAGUGCAGCGCCACGGGCCACCCCCCGCCGAGGAUCACCUGGACGAGAGGCGACCGGACCCCCGUGCCCGCUGACCCGCGGGUGAGCAUCACGCCGUCCGGCGGCCUCUACAUCCAGAACGUGGUGCAGGAAGACAGUGGCGAGUACACCUGCUUCGCCUCCAACACCGUGGACGGCAUCCACGCCACGGCUUUCAUCAUCGUCCAAGCGCUUCCUCAGUUCACCGUGACGCCCCAGGACAGAGCUGUCAUCGAGGGUCAGACAGUUGAGUUCCACUGCGAGGCGAAGGGCUACCCACAGCCAGUCAUCGCCUGGACGAAAGGAGGAAGCCAGCUGUCGGUGGACAGACGGCACCUGGUCCUGUCGUCAGGGACCCUUCGGAUCUCGGACGUCGCCCUGCACGACCAGGGCCAGUACGAGUGCCAGGCCGUCAACAUCAUCGGCUCCCAGAGGGUCACCGCGCACCUGACGGUCCAGCCCCGAGUCACCCCGGUGUUCACCAGCAUCCCCAGUGACACGACGGUGGAGGUGGGCAGCAGCGUGCAGCUGCCGUGCAGCUCUCAGGGGGAGCCUGAGCCCGCUAUCACCUGGAACAAGGACGGGGUUCAGGUGACAGAAAGCGGGAAAUUUCACAUUAGCCCCGAGGGAUUCCUGACCAUCCACGACGUGGGGCCUGUGGACGCCGGCCGCUACGAGUGCUCGGCCCGGAACACGAUCGGGCAGGCGGCGGUCAGCAUGGUGCUCAGCGUGCAUGUUCCCGAUGUCAGUAGGAACGGGGACCCAUUUGUAGCCACGUCCAUUGUUGAAGCAAUCGCGACGGUGGACAGAGCCAUAAACUCUACGCGGACGCACUUGUUUGACAGCCGACCCCGCUCUCCGAAUGACCUGCUGGCCUUGUUCCGGUACCCACGGGACCCCUACACAGUGGAGCAGGCCCGGGCCGGGGAGAUAUUCGAGCGGGCGCUGCAGCUGAUUCAGGAGCACGUGCAGCACGGCCUGAUGGUGGACCUGAACGGAACGAGUUACCACUACAACGACCUCGUGUCCCCGCAGUACCUGAGCCUGAUCGCCAGCCUGUCGGGCUGCACGGCCCACAGGCGUGUCAACAACUGCUCGGACAUGUGCUUCCACCACAAGUACCGGACGCAUGACGGCACCUGCAACAACCUGCAGCACCCGAUGUGGGGCGCCUCGCUGACCGCCUUCGAGCGCCUGCUCAAGGCCGUGUACGAGAACGGCUUCAACACGCCCCGUGGUAUCGACCCGGGCCGGCACUACCACGGGCACCCGCUGCCCAUGCCCCGCCUGGUGUCCACGGCCCUCAUCGGCACCGAGGCCGUCACCCCGGACGAGCAGUUCACCCACAUGCUCAUGCAGUGGGGCCAGUUCCUGGACCACGACCUGGACUCCACGGUGGUGGCCCUGAGCCAGGCCCGCUUCUCCGAUGGGCAGCACUGCAGCUCCACGUGCAGCAACGACCCGCCCUGCUUCUCGGUGGCCAUCCCCCCCGAUGACCCGCGGGCCCGCAGUGGGGCGCGCUGCAUGUUCUUCGUGCGCUCCAGCCCCGUGUGCGGCAGCGGCAUGACGUCGCUGCUCAUGAACUCCGUGUACCCCCGCGAGCAGAUCAACCAGCUCACCUCUUACAUCGACGCCUCCAACGUCUACGGCAGCUCCGAGCACGAGGCCCGCGCCAUCCGCGACCUGGCCAGCCAGCGGGGCCUGCUGCGCCAGGGCAUCGUGCAGCGCUCGGGCAAGCCGCUGCUGCCCUUCGCGGCCGGGCCGCCCACCGAGUGCAUGCGCGACGAGAACGAGAGCCCCAUCCCCUGCUUCCUGGCUGGCGACCACCGCGCCAACGAGCAGCUCGGCCUGACCAGCAUGCACACGCUGUGGUUCCGCGAGCACAACCGCGUGGCCGCCGAGCUGCUGGCGCUGAACCCGCACUGGGACGGCGACACCGUCUACCACGAGGCCCGCAAGGUGGUAGGGGCGCAGGUGCAGCACAUCACCUACCGGCACUGGCUGCCCAAGGUGCUGGGCGAGGCGGGCAUGAAGAUGCUGGGCGAGUACCGUGGCUACGAUCCGGGCGCCAACGCCGGCAUCUCCAACGCCUUCGCCACAGCCGCCUUCCGCUUCGGGCACACGCUGGUCAACCCGCUGCUGCAGCGGCUGGACGAGAACUUCCAGCCCGUGGCGCAUGGCCACGUGCCGCUGCACAAGGCCUUCUUCUCCCCGUUCCGCAUCGUGAACGAGGGCGGCAUCGACCCGCUGCUCCGCGGCCUGUUCGGGGUGCCGGGCAAGAUGCGCGUGCCGUCCCAGCUGCUCAACACGGAGCUCACCGAGCGGCUCUUCUCCAUGGCGCACACGGUAGCGCUGGACCUGGCCGCCAUCAACAUCCAGCGCGGCCGCGACCACGGCAUCCCGCCUUACCACGACUACCGCGUCUACUGCAACCUGUCGGCCGCCCACACCUUCGAGGACCUGAAGAACGAGAUCAGGAGCCCCGAGAUCCGGGAGAAGCUGCAACGGUUGUACGGCUCCCCGCUCAACAUCGACCUGUUUCCCGCCCUCAUGGUGGAGGACCUGGUCCCCGGCAGCCGUCUGGGGCCCACCUUGAUGUGUCUGCUGAGCACACAGUUCAAGCGCUUACGGGACGGUGACAGGUUGUGGUAUGAGAACCCGGGGGUCUUCACCCCCGCCCAGCUCACGCAGAUCAAGCAGACGUCGCUGGCCCGGAUCGUGUGCGACAAUUCAGACAACAUCACGCGUGUGCAGAGGGAUGUGUUCCGAGUGGCCGAGUUCCCCCACGGGUACAGCAGCUGCGACGAGAUCCCCCGGCCGGACCUCCGCGUGUGGCAAGACUGCUGUGAAGACUGCAGAACCCGGGGGCAGUUCAACGCAUUUUCCUACCACUUCCGAGGCAGGCGAUCCCUUGAAUUCAGCUACCAGGAGGACGAGCCAGCCACUGAUGCGGGGCCUGGGAAGAUGCCAAGCAGAGCCGGGACGCCCGGGACGAGGCUCAGUAACGCCUCGGCCACCGCAUUUGAGCGCCCACCAGUAGCAGGGACCAGCGACUUCCGGGAGUUUGUCCUGGAGAUGCAGAAGACCAUCAGGGACCUCAGGAAGCAGAUAAAGAAACUCGAGUCUCGGCUCAGCACCGAGUGCGUGGAUGCGGACGGCAGCCCUCGCGCGGACGGUGCCGCGUGGAAACGGGAUCCCUGCACUGUCUGUGGAUGCCGCGACGGGCAGGUCACCUGCUUCGUGGAGACUUGCCAGCCAGCCGAUUGUUCAGCACCCGUGAGGGUCGGCGGGGCCUGCUGUCCUGUCUGCCCAGGAGACUCCAUGGGGAAGAAGCCCUGAGUGCCUCUGAGCCCUGAGCUUCCCCCUCGUCCCCUGGAGAGCGAGGCCGGAACGGGCAGUGCAGGGGACAGGGGACAGCGAGGCUGGGACGUCUUGGGGCCACGGCACGGAGCCGUGUCGGAACUCGCCCAGCGGGCUCGGGCCGGAGUGUUCGCCAACAGACCACGGUGCAGACACGUGUCCUAACUUCAUGUUAGAUUUCUCAGGUUUUUAUUUAAUUUUUUCUAAAUGAAAAAUUGGUGCUACUAUUAAAUUGCACAAUUAAAUCAUUUAGGCUCCUAAAUUGAUUUCACCUAAUAUCACCGUUUCUUCUCAACUGAAAGUUAGUCCCGCUUGGUUCUGGCACCAGGAGCUUGCAGAGUGGAGCCGCCAGAGGAGGGACACGGGAUUUGCAAGAAAAUCACUCUGGCACACGGAGCAGUGUCUGCGGAGCGUGUUGGGUGACUGGUCUGGGCAGUGAGCGCAUCCCCCAGCCCCGGCCCUCGGCAGCUCCCAGGGCAUCGCCUGGACCCACAGGGCGGUGACCCCGCCGCCUGUAGCAGCAGCACGUCCUGCGGCUCCCGACUCCUUCGCCCGGGAUUGGAAAGUUUUUCAGCCGCGUUUAGAACAGGUCCGCGUUCACCUGUAACUUGCACGCACGCUGGCUGGUGUGGACCAGACGUGAAAACCCUCCGCUCCACACCACGGUACCUACUGACCUGCGCGGCCAGCAUUAUCCACGGCCAGCGCGCGCUCUGUCCCACCAGAGCCCACGGGAGGGCCACAGUGCUCUAGAUUCUUCCUCCAACGGGAGGAGUUCGAAUGUUGGGAACUUUCUAACUUCAGGUUGUGUGAGUGCAUUGAAGAAAAACAACCAAUCCCUAUACCUCAUUUCUAUUUUCACAACGUGUGAUGUUUUAUGAAAUUUCGCCCAUGUUUUAGUUUUAGAUACAUCAGAAAAAUCAUUUCCACUCUGCAAAAGUUCUCGUAGGAUUCAGUGAAAAGCAACUUCCAUACCUCAUGGUCUCUGUCUUUUUAACUGACCAAAAGCCUCCUGUCUUGUUCCAAAUACAAAGUGGUGUGUGUUCUGAGAAACGUGUCCCUGGACAUCCUGCUCAGUUCCGCAGACCUGAGUGUCCACAGCGAACCGGGUCCUGUGCUGGGCACGGAUACAGCGCCCACCUGCCCUUCCCACGGGAGACCCUCGAGGACCCCGGCCAUCUCGGUCCGAGGGGCCGAAGCCUGUGGCCCCUGUGGAGCUCAUCACAGGGGGCGGGGGAGGGAGGGCAGGGCUCCCGCCAGCAUCCAGCAGGUAGCGGGCAGUUUGAAAGCCUGGUUUCAGCCCAGCACAGGCCUCCUUCCCGGCCACAGGGGACCCCAGUGCCUGCCCUGCUAACAUUCCAGCCCGAGGACUUGACAGCAGCUUAAACACGGUCGGCUUGAAGUCUGUCCUCACACAUCACUAAGUGAUCAGUAAAAACUCCAGUGUUUCACGGGCACGGGACUUCUUUUGAAAUAAUAACUCACACUGAAUAAAUAACCAAAUCUUGGAACCAAUCUCUGUAAGCAGAAAACAGAUAACUUUGUCUGAAAGUUGAUGGUUAUGUAAGUUGCUCAGGGAUAAAAUCCCGCCUUCUGGAGUGUUUUGGUGUCUGAAGGUGCCCGGGAGGUUUAUCUGUGGUUUCAUGCAGAGGGUGGGUUUAGACAGGCAGCCCAGGAUGGCGUUGUCUAGCCCGACAGGAGGCUGACUGAUUCACAGAGAAGUUCUGCGGUUGCGGUUGCAACGUCUGCAGAAUCGGCCGUUUAAUGAGGUGGUGGGAGGGGCCUGGACAUGCCUCCAGCCCCGUGGGGAGCGGCGUGUACAUAUUCCCUGACUUUUCUAACCCUUUGCCAGGAGCAAGUGCCUUUCUUCUGUUCAUUGUAAUCAGUCCGUCACCAAAGAGACGUUUGCACUAUGUAACGAUGCCUUUCAGUUCCAAUAAAUGGGCCACAUUUUCAAACGGAGAA
Eubalaena glacialis (North Atlantic right whale) is the source of this 6684-nucleotide messenger RNA. RefSeq names its product peroxidasin (gene PXDN). The record is from RefSeq and is a predicted model, not a curated record. Lineage: Eukaryota; Metazoa; Chordata; Mammalia; Artiodactyla; Balaenidae. Gene Ontology annotation, molecular function: protein binding; peroxidase activity; heme binding. The transcript is spliced from 23 exons. The coding region runs from base 259 to 4698 and encodes 1479 amino acids. Gene Ontology annotation, biological process: response to oxidative stress.